Plasmodium malariae is the source of this 2415-nucleotide messenger RNA. RefSeq names its product conserved Plasmodium protein, unknown function. The coding region runs from base 1 to 2415 and encodes 804 amino acids. The transcript is spliced from 3 exons. The record is from RefSeq and is a predicted model, not a curated record. NCBI's taxonomy places the organism in Eukaryota, Apicomplexa, Aconoidasida, Haemosporida, Plasmodiidae.
AUGAGGGAAAAUACUUGGAAUCAAAAGGAUCCCCUACAUUUUAUAAUCAACGAAGAAGAAGAAUUUUUAAAUAUAUUUAAUUAUAAAAAUGUAAAAUGUUAUAAAUCCUCUAGCUAUAUCUAUAUUGGGCAAACCACAAGAGAGAACGAAGAUUGCGGGGGAAAAGAAAACGAGUGCGAAGGACGAAAUAAAAAAAGCAAAGAUAUCAAAAAAACUGAAACAAAAGAAUACGCAUCAAAUAAUCAAGAAAAGACAGAUAAGAAAAAGAAAAAGAUAAGUAAUAAAAAUAUAAAAGAUGGGUAUGGAAUUUUAAUAACUCUAAGCAAAAACAUUUCCAAUGAAGAAAUAUUAGUAAAUAAAUUUAUCGGUAACUGGAAUAAUGGCAAAAAAAGUGGUUUAGGACUUAACAUAUUUUUAAACAAAAAUAUAUAUUUUGGUUACUAUGAAAAUAAUUUAAGAAAUGGUUGGGGUUAUUUUAAAUGGAAGAAUAGCGGUUCUACUUAUGAAGGUAAUUGGCUUAAUAAUUCUAUGAAUGGUAAAGGAAUGUAUAGGAAUAGGAGUUUUACAUUCGAUGGUGCGUUUUAUAAUAACAAGUUUAUGAAUUCUUAUGGUGAAUGGGUUGACGUAUUUGAGUUGGAAAGAAGGAGUAGUAAAACUACAAUGGUAAACACGAAUAUAAUUUCUAGAAAUAGCAACAGUAAUAGCAGUAGUAAUGGCAGUUGUAAUAGUAAUAAUAAUGGAGGUGAUGGUAUAGAUUUAAUUUUACUACCUUUUGAUUUUUUAAAAAUUAAUUUGAAAAAAAUUGCUCAUAUAAUUAAAUACAGUUUUAACAAAAUCCCCUUCAUUAUGUGCUCUAAAAAGUUUACGGAGAAAUAUACCAAUUUUAAUUUGUCUAAACUUAUAUUUUUAAGUUAUUACUGUAGCUCCGCUGAAUUAAUAAGCGAUAUGAAGUUGCAGCAUUUACUUUUUGAUGAUUCUGAAAAUAAUGUUUGCGAAAAAAAAGAAGAUAGAAAGGAAGAGAUUAAAAAAGAGGGAAAAGCAUGUUUGAAGUCAAGGUUCAAUAAGUAUAAUUCUUCUUUAUCCGAAAACUCUACUCGCUCAGACUUUGAUGACCAACUAACUAAUGCAAAAAUCCAAAAUGAGAACAGCAAUUUUAUUGAUUCUAAUCAUUCUAGUAAUUCUGAAGAGUUUCAAGAGGACAACCAUUGUAGUGUUUCUAACGCACUUAACUUUUCAAGUGCAUCUGACACAAAUGCCACUUCAGACUCCUCUAGUUUCUCCAGUUUAUCAUUCAUUUCUAGAAGUUCACGUAUGAAAAUGGAUAGACGUGUUGAUAAGGAUAUAAAUAAUUAUAAUGAGCUCAUAUCGAAUCAUAUUGCUUUGAAUGAAAACGAAAGUAAAGAAGGUACUAGUGGAAGUAUGUUAAAGGAGUACAUAAAAAGUACGAGUAAAUCAAAUUCCUCAAAGGGUGAAAAGAGUCGUAAAACAUGUUCAGAAAGUAGUAAUAAUAAUACUAACACAAGUGAUUAUCAUAAUAAUAGUGAGGAGAACCAUAAUAAUUGCUUCAAUUCAGAAGAAAUUAAAAGAAAUGAAAUACACAAUUUAAUUAACAAAUACUUAAAUAUUUAUGUGGAACCUGAAGACAGUGGUAGUGAUUACUCCAUAAUGUCCAGUGGGACAGAAAAUAAUGACAAUAAUAUAAAUUUGAGUAAGGAUAAAAAAGAAGAAUAUAUUCUCAAAAAAAGCAAAGUGCCGAAAAAACAUGAAAUACUUAAGGAUGUAGAAGAAGAAGAUACACAAGAAGGAUUAAUCCCCCACAGACAAACGAACUCUAAACGCAUAGACAUAAAUGACACUAAUGGUGAACAAAAUGAUUACUCAACUAAUAUUAAUAAACAAAUUGAAAAUGAAAUAGAAAAAAUAAAAAUAGACAUUAAUUUUUUGCAUAAAUUAACCAGCUGUAAUUUAUCCUGCACAUAUAUGAUAAAGAGAAAGAUAAAAAAAUCUUUGAUGAUGAAAUAUCCAUUCAUAAUUAGCUUAAAUAUGAGAAACAUCAUAAAUAAACAUGAAAAGUUAGCUAGCGAAUUACUCCUACGAAAUUGCAAGAUACCCGAUUAUUGGGCUUUAGAGAACUAUUUUGGUAGCUCAGAGAACAAGCAUCCUGAAGAAAUUUUUACACCUCUGUACUUCGAUUUUAAUAAUUCAUACAAAGAUCCUACUAAUCAUUCCUGGAUGGGUGAAUAUAACAACUUAAAUAAAAAUGAAUUCCAACAGAAAUGCAAUCUUAACUUCUUCCUGAUUACUGAUUUACUAGUAGAUGAAACAAAAGAUAUACAAUAUUUAAAAAGUUUAAUAAAAAAUAAAUUUAGCAGUUAUUUAUAUUUAAAUAACUUGUUCUUUGUGGUAAUUGAGUAG